This is a messenger RNA of Nymphaea colorata (pocket water lily), 1835 nucleotides long. RefSeq names its product peroxidase P7-like. Gene Ontology annotation, biological process: hydrogen peroxide catabolic process; response to oxidative stress. Gene Ontology annotation, molecular function: peroxidase activity; heme binding. The record is from RefSeq and is a predicted model, not a curated record. The transcript is spliced from 3 exons. The coding region runs from base 300 to 1319 and encodes 339 amino acids. Lineage: Eukaryota; Viridiplantae; Streptophyta; Magnoliopsida; Nymphaeales; Nymphaeaceae.
AAAAGAGGAAGGAGAAGAGCCAAAGAAGGAAACGUCUCUGCGGAAUUUAUGUGAGGGGACACCUCCGUUGACGGCCGGCGUUCUGCCCAUCGCUUCCUUUGAAGGCUUCAAAUGUUUGAACGAGGAGAUAACCGAGAAGUGUCGGAAGGGUGUGAUCCGCCGACUCCCUCGCCUCCCGGCCCGUGCCUUGAUUGAUCUAUGCCUCUCUGUCUCCAUCCACAUUAUUUUUUGGAGGGCCCAGAAGAUUAGAAAACGAAUCUUGACUUGGCUUUUGCGUUCAAACUUAGGCGUUAAGAGAGAUGGAGAGCAGGGCAUUCUUCCUUCUCCGGGCGCAUGAGGGUUUUCCGAUGGCAUCCGUGGCUUGUAUUGGAUUUCUGAAGGUCGCAGCGGCGGUUCUCCUUCUGGCAGCGUCCGUUUCGUCGAGUCUGUCGCCUGACUUCUACAGCAAGACCUGCCCUUCGGCGCUCCCGGUCAUCAGGCAGGUGGUGGAGGACGCCGUGAGGAAGGAGCCGAGGAUGGGGGCCUCGCUACUGCGCCUUCAUUUCCAUGAUUGCUUCGUGAAUGGGUGUGACGGUUCGGUCCUUCUGGAUGACACUGCGAACUUCACCGGCGAGAAGACGGCAGGGCCCAACGUCGACUCCGCCAGAGGGUUUGACGUGAUCGACAACAUCAAGGCGGCGGUCAACAAUGCCUGUGGAGCUGCCGUCGUCUCCUGCGCCGACAUCUUGGCCGUCGCUGCUCGCGACUCCGUCGUUGCGCUUGGAGGACCAACAUGGGAUGUACAGUUGGGGAGACGAGAUGCAAGAAAUGCAAGCAAGGACGACGCGAACACGCAGAUACCCGGACCCUUCUCCAACCUCACCACCCUCCUCUACAGCUUCCAGACGAGGGGCAUGAACCUAACCGACCUCGUUGUGUUGUCCGCCGCACACACCAUCGGCCAAGCUCGGUGCAUCGUCUUCAGAAGGCGCAUCUAUAACGAGUACAACAUCGACUUCAACUUCGCUCGCUCGCUUCAGCCGUCCUGCCCUUCCACCGCCGGCGACGGCGACAGCAACCUUGCUCCUUUAGACCAUCUGAGCCCCAACCAAUUUGGGUUCAACUAUUUCAUGAAUCUGCUGAUGCAGAGGGGGCUGCUGCACUCGGAUCAGGAGCUGUACAACGGCGGACCGGCCGACAACAUCACCAAGCACUAUGCCCUUAACCCCACCGACUUCUAUCGGGACUUUGCCACCUCCAUGUUGAAGAUGCAAAGCGUAAGCGUGCUCACUGGCAACCAGGGAGAGGUGAGGUUGGACUGCAGGAAAGUGAACUCAUAGUCGGCGCUAACCGGAGAAGGCCCCCGUCUGUAUAUAUUUUACUUUUGACCGGCCGGCCGGCCGGCCGGGGUGUCUGCUACGCCGGCGAACUUACCCAAUUCAAUUGAAGCAGCCCGUGUGUUCUUAGAGAUGAUGGUGUACCUGUAGAUCUUCAUCUCCACCGCCCUUGAGACACAUGGUGUUCAGUAAACAUAAAAACUCGAGUUUCAAUUGUUCCAGCUCGAGUAAAUCUCAGAAUGAAUGGGGAAAAAUUUUGUGCGCAACUUUUAUUUGCGUAGCUCCAAUCUUUUUGGCGCGUGGCAACUAAUGAUUGGAUGUGCUGUGUUUAAAACUGACGUGUCAUGUUGUCAUUGGUCAAUAUGUGCUUGACUUUUCCACUCGUGCAUGAUUGACAUCAGAGCUGAGUUGGGUCGGGUUUUUUUUUUUUUUUUAAGUGUUUGUUGAAAUUAGUUGGGACUGAUGAUCAAGAUCUUGUCCGGACUUGGGCAAGUUGUUCUUCCGAGGAUCACGUACCGG